CAUGCCAAGGGCACAGGACAUUCCGGCUCUGAAAUAUAAAACAAAGAAUCCGCGCCGCCUGUGUGUCAGUGUCUGCUCACCCGCCGGGACCCUCCGCCCGUCCUUCCAGAUAUCAGAUAUUGGGGUAUCCUCUAAACAUGGUGGAAGCUAAUCAAAAUAAUCCAGCAAUUACAGCAAUGUCUGAAGAACAAAAGAAGAUGCAGAAAGCAAUUUACUUCUUCCGGACUGGAGAUCUCACUGUAUGGAACUAUGUGGUCCUUGCUCUGGCCUUCUUCGGGUUGUUCCUGGGUCUCUUUCUUCUGAGCAAAAACAUCUUGAACAACAGAAAGAGGAAGAUGAUGGCCUUGUACGAGACGAAGACGUCUGACAAGCAGCCGGAAGAGGCAGAAGAGAAGCAGGCUGUGGUGACUUUGGAGAAAGAAGACUCACCAGACGAGCACACGGCUCUGAAGAAGGAACCUCAGCCGGGCGACAUCGAGGUCCAGUGGAGGGACGGGCAGAUCACCUCGCUCUUUAGACACAUGUCUGAGGAGGAUGUGUAAAAAAAAAAAAA
Molecule: messenger RNA, 553 nt
Organism: Rana temporaria (common frog)
Lineage: Eukaryota; Metazoa; Chordata; Amphibia; Anura; Ranidae
Gene: SLC51B
Product: solute carrier family 51 subunit beta
Exons: 4
Coding region: 138-542 (134 amino acids)
Biological process (GO): bile acid and bile salt transport
Cellular component (GO): plasma membrane
Molecular function (GO): transmembrane transporter activity; protein heterodimerization activity
Source: RefSeq, a predicted model, not a curated record